This is a messenger RNA of Protopolystoma xenopodis, 531 nucleotides long. NCBI's taxonomy places the organism in Eukaryota, Metazoa, Platyhelminthes, Monogenea, Polystomatidea, Polystomatidae. The record is from the annotation of a GenBank genome assembly.
GCUAAAUCUCGACCUGAUAGCGAUUUGCUUCCUCAUUCUCUCGGGGAAGGCAAUUUUCCACUGGAUCUUCCAAUUGAUACUCUCCUUGGUCCUAUUCAUCCAUCUACUACUUCUCUUUCGUCAAAUGAGGAAAAAAAUCAAAUUUCUUCAAACCGUGACCAAAGAGAUAUCCUUCACAAAACCAUUGCUCUGAAUCGUCUGAAGACACCCUCGAAUUCGUUGGCUUCAGCUAAUUCAGAACCGAUCUCUUCAUAUUUUAAUAAUGCAACCCAUAUUUCUGAGCAUUCAGGCCAUAGUCUAGUGAGCAGGCCAGAGUUUGGAAUAGAUUCUGAGGUUCUCGUUUCUCAGGAGCCCAUUGCUUUCCCUCCAACACCACCACCUCGACAACUGCCACCUUUAGGUGCUGUACCCAGAAGCACCGAGACUCGCUUUUUUUCAAGUGUACGGAAAAGCAAAGAUAGGGCGCUUGAUCUACCUCAAGAAUCAUUUACAAAAUACAUGGGUAACUUGCCUUUUUUAGUUCUUCGGUGA